CCUUUUUUUCCUAGGAAAAGAAACAGAAACAAAGUUCAAUUUCUCCACUAGAUUGAAGACUCCUUUUAUUUUCUCCCCAUGUUCCAUUUUUCCACCGCUGAUCAUCGUCUUCUCCAAUUCAUCAAAAAACCAUAAAAGACCUUCGAAUCAUGGCUUCCACAUCCAGCAACCCAAAAGACGAAACCGAAACGAAUCUCGCAAAGAAGAUUACAGCCAGAUCUCCCAUGUUUAUCACCAAAGAAGCUUUGGACUCCAUUCUUACACACCAACGUCUAAGCGAACACUUCCAAUCAUCUCUCCCGAUCGUCUUCCACACAAUUUUCAGCCCAAUGCGUCAAAGCCAUGCCGUUCAGCCCCAUUCCUCUCUCCUCCUCAUGCCCUCUUGGUCUUCUUCUCCAUCACUUCCAUACAUAGGCGUCAAACUUGUAAUCCAUUUCCCCCAAAAUUCCGCCAUAAACUUGCCAGCAAUUCAUGCAAGUUACUCGCUCUUUAGCUCCACCACUGGCCAAACUCUGGCCUCCAUGGACGGCACUACCUUGACUCUUUACAGAACCUCUUGUAUCUCUGGUUUGGCUGCGAAGUAUUUGGCCAGACCUGAUAGCAGGGUCAUGGUUAUGGUGGGUGCGGGUGCCUUGGGACCCCAUUUGAUCAAAGCUCAUUUGGCAGCAAGACCUAGCGUUAAUAAAGUGAUUAUUUGGAACAGAACAGAGGAAAGGGCACAAAAACUAGCUGAUGAGAUGCGGAAAAAUGCAGGGCUGGAUGGUGUCUGCUUCGAGAGUAGUGCAAAUCUGGAUGAUGCGAUCCCGGAGGCGGAUAUUGUGAGCUGUGCAACAAACUCGGAGGUUCCUCUGGUCAAAGGUGAUAAGUUGAAAGCCGGGGCGUACUUAAAUUUGGUGGGGUCAUUCAAGCAUUCAAUGAGGGAGUGUGACGAUAUGGCGAUAAAGAGAGGGAGGGUUUUUGUGGACGGUGAAGAAGCUUUGGAAGAGGCAGGGGAGUUGGUGGGAGCUCUGGAGAGAGGGGUUAUUGAGAAGAGGGAUAUUUUGGGGAAUUUGGUGGAUUUGAUCAAAGGGGAGGUUGUGGGAAGGAGAAAUGGGGAUGAAAUAACCGUGUUCAAAUCUGUUGGAUCUGCUGUGUUCGACCUCGUUGCAGCCCAGUUCGCGUACGAGACAACCAUCUGAGUUCUUCAAACUUCUUUGUUAACAGCUACAGAUUCUUGCGAGUAGGGGUUCACAUCGGUCCGUUGUCGUCGAUUUAAACUCAAACAGUUGUCCACCAACAACAGGUUUGUUUUAUGAAGAAUGAUUUUUGUUGAUUUUGAAGGGCUAGGUAUGCAAAUCAAUUGACCACUUUGGUGCAAUAGCUUUGUAGGCACGUGAUAAUGCUUUCUUAAAAAAAGAAAUGAACAUGUUGGUAAGAUUGGUCGAUUUGAGUUCUUAUUGGACACACCAACCGAAUGAAGUUUUGUAACUGACUCUAAUCGAAAAUAUCCGUAAAUCGAUUGAUCAAAAUCUGUUUGGUUUGAUUUUUUUAUCUCUAAUGCUCAUCCUAUGUGAAGUUUGAAAUUAGACACUAGAUAAUUUAACUAGUAUAUAAUAUUAAAUAUUAAAUAAUAAAUUGAAAUUUUAAACCUAACACUGUUAAUUUAGUUCAUCUCUGACAAGUGGAAAUUAUAUUCCUAUACUUUGAUAUUUAUUAAAAUUUACAAUUGUACUAGACAAAAAAUUGAAACUUAUUCUAUUAAACAUAAUUCCAGUUUAUAUCUAAAACACAAUUAAUUUUUUAACCUAGGAGAAAUAUUAAAAGUUAGGUUAUAUUAGGAUCAAAUUGACAAAAUCAUCAAAAUUUAAACUUGUAAUUUAACCUAGGAGCAAAAUUCUUUAGUUAACAGCAGUUUAUUACUUCAACUGAUAUCCUUUAUGCUUAAUCACUUGAAUAAGUGUCAACUUGUGUCUACUGUCUUAUCUUAACUAGAUAAAAUGUCAUUUACUUGGGUGAAAGAGUCAAAUCUUUCCACUCCAUUUGUUGAACCCAAAAAAAAAAGAAAAAAAGAAAAAAAAAA
Messenger RNA from Benincasa hispida (wax gourd), 2059 nucleotides. NCBI's taxonomy places the organism in Eukaryota, Viridiplantae, Streptophyta, Magnoliopsida, Cucurbitales, Cucurbitaceae. The record is from RefSeq and is a predicted model, not a curated record.